CGAUGCAGCGACGCUCGUGGUCGGUGGCGUCGUCUGCAGUGCAGCGUCAUCACGGGUUUACCACGCGGUAUAUGCUGCGUAACGCCUGCGGAGCGUUACUGCGCGGUAUUUUUCGCUUGCCUGUUUUGAUGCAGCCCAAACCGUUGUUUACGCUGGGGUGCGCGAGCUCGCGCGUGUACCUGCCAACAGUGUUUUUGCCAUCGAUUGGGUACCAUUGCUGUGCCCCACGCCCGGACUGUUCCGAGACACUGGAUAGUGUGUCGCUUGAGGUGCUUGUUAAGAUCAUUCAGAUCUUGCUAAGGUAUCUAAGUAUUAUCAAGCACCACAAGAGACCUCUUCCUACCUCACAAACCAUGAUGUUGGUAUGCUAACUGCAACCUGUUUGCCCACGCUGUUACGACCGCAUAAACACACCCUCGAAUUUUCGUACCAAUUUGCACCCGAUUGUGAAGCGAAUUAGAAACUGUCACUUAAUGUCACAUCAGCAUAAAGGUUUUUCGCUGGCGGGCCGGCGAAACACCCGUGUUGGCGAAAACAAUUUGCCAACUCGCUGGCAUUCAGGCGUUAAAAUAAACAUUCGCAGACAAACGGUCCAGUUAGCGAUCAAUCGUGAAACGGUAGCGUACAAUAAAAAUAGCCCCAAACAAAACGCAUUUAAAGCGCGAAAACAAAACAAAAAUGGGCGCAAUUUAGGGCACAACUUUAACAGAAUUUGCAGGAAAUUUGCAGCGAAGGCAACGUGGAACGCUAAACAAACACCUCCUCUCAAUCCAACCCCCUCGGCAAAGACACACGGUGCUUAGUAACGGUGAGCCACGUUACCACGUACGUUGCUGCAGUGUGACGGGUCUAAUUAGGGAAAGGGCCUGCUCGUUUGCUGGCGAUCGCCUCCCACCACCCUUCGCAAGGGUGGGUGUGGGGUGUGGGGUGUGGGGCAUUUG
Molecule: messenger RNA, 941 nt
Organism: Anopheles merus
Lineage: Eukaryota; Metazoa; Arthropoda; Insecta; Diptera; Culicidae
Exons: 2
Coding region: 3-371 (122 amino acids)
Source: RefSeq, a predicted model, not a curated record